UGCCGCUGCACAGUUGCUGGAGACAUUUCUAUGCCUGCUGUUUCCUAAGACCUCUUCUUACUUGCCUUUAUUAUCUCCUAGGGGAAGCUAAGAAACAAUAAAGUGAUUAUAUUUCUGUGUUCCCCAAAGAACAUUUAGGACUGAUACAAAGAACCAAUACAUUUAGCUUGAGAGCCUGAAAGUUUCCACAAGAGUGCUACCGAGCAGUUUGAAGCUGAAGGCUUUUUUUUCUUUUUGGAGGUUUUCCCCUGCAGUCAUUGGUGACCACCGACUCUGCAAAGAAAAAUGAGCAUUCAGUAACAUCACUUCCCUGGUUGCAGCAUGUUCAGUUGGCUGGGUCAUGAUGAAAGGCGAAGAAAAGACCCUGAAGUAUUCCAGACUGUUAGUGAGGGUCUUAAGAAACUCUAUCGAACCAAGCUUCUCCCUUUGGAAGAACACUACAAAUUCCAUGAAUUUCAUUCACCUGCCUUGGAAAAUGCAGAUUUUGACAACAAGCCUAUGGUCCUACUUGUGGGGCAAUACUCUACUGGGAAGACCACCUUCAUAAGGUACCUUCUUGAACAAGAUUUUCCUGGGAUGCGGAUUGGACCAGAGCCCACCACAGACUCCUUCAUUGCUGUGAUGCAGGGGAACGUGGAGGGCAUAAUUCCUGGAAAUGCACUGGUAGUGGACCCUAAAAAGCCUUUCAGGAAGCUGAAUGCCUUUGGCAAUGCCUUUUUGAAUAGAUUUGUAUGUGCUCAGCUGCCGAACCCAGUACUGGAAAGCAUCAGUAUUAUUGAUACUCCAGGAAUCCUUUCUGGGGAGAAACAAAGAAUUAGCCGAGGCUAUGAUUUUGCUGCUGUCCUAGAAUGGUUUGCAGAGAGGGUUGACCGCAUCAUUCUUCUCUUUGAUGCCCACAAGCUAGACAUCUCAGAUGAAUUCUCAGAUGUCAUCAAAGCCUUGAAAAACCAUGAGGAUAAAAUGAGGGUUGUACUUAACAAAGCAGACCAGAUUGAGACCCAGCAGCUUAUGAGGGUUUAUGGUGCUCUCAUGUGGUCUCUGGGGAAGAUUGUCAACACCCCUGAGGUGGUCAGGGUCUACAUCAGUUCCUUCUGGUCACACCCACUGCUUAUCCCAGAUAAUCGGAAGCUCUUUGAGGCUGAGGAGCAAGACCUCUUCAGAGACAUCCAAAGCUUGCCUCGCAAUGCAGCCCUUCGGAAAUUGAACGAUCUUAUUAAACGGGCACGGCUGGCUAAGGUUCAUGCUUACAUCAUUAGCUCACUUAAGAAGGAAAUGCCAUCAGUGUUUGGUAAAGACCAUAAGAAGAAAGAACUUGUGAACAAUUUGGGAGUGAUCUAUGGACGGAUUGAGCGGGAGCAUCAAAUUUCACCAGGAGAUUUUCCUAAUCUGAAAAAGAUGCAGGAGUUGCUGCAGGCUCAAGAUUUCAGCAAAUUCCAACCUAUAAAAACCAAGUUACUGGAUGCUGUAGAUGAUAUGCUGGCCAAUGACAUUGCACAGCUCAUGAUGCUGGUGCGCCAGGAGGAAUCCCGCAGGCCUAUCCAAAUGGUGAAAGGUGGAGCUUUCGAAGGGACACUUCAGGGCCCAUUUGGACAUGGCUAUGGUGAAGGAGCAGGAGAAGGAAUUGAUGAUGCAGACUGGGUGGUAGCCAGAGAUAAGCCCAUGUAUGAUGAGAUCUUCUACACGCUGUCACCCAUUGAUGGGAAAAUAACUGGUGCUAAUGCUAAGAAGGAGCUAGUGAAAUCCAAGCUUCCUAACACAGUGUUAGGCAAAAUAUGGAAACUCUCUGAUAUUGAUAAGGAUGGGAUGCUGGAUGAUGAAGAGUUUGCUUUGGCUAAUCAUCUUGUAAAAGUCAAGUUAGAAGGCCAUGAGCUCCCCAGUGACCUCCCAGUUCAUCUCAUCCCACCAUCUAAAAGGAAUGUAGCAGAGUAAGAAGCCUUGAGAAAGAAAUUUAGGAAAGGAGGGACAUCUAUUGAGGUGUGAGGCCAUCUGUGGAUUACAAAAGUUUUGCCCUUGCAGGGGAACCUGAAACUUAAUUAAAUUGAGUAGUUCCUCUUUGUGAUUUCCAAUUAACUUUAUUUUUGUAGCUCUUCCUUCUUGAUGUAUGUUGUUAAAAGAAAGUGAUAUCAGGGUUUAAGGGAAUGAAGUUUGCUGUGAUCUAUACAUUUUAAUGUGGAAAGCUUUAUUGUUCAGUACUGGUAGAAAUUGUCACUGGAUUUGUCUCUGGUGGGACUGGAAUCACUGACAGAAUCCCAAGCCCCCCUUACCCCAAAAAAGAGAAGAUGAAACAUACCACUGGUGGAAGCUGGUCCUUUUAACUUACCUCUGAACUAAAGCAUUCUUGUGGAGUAGCCAUCUAUUUCUGUUCAGUCUCUUUAGAGAGUCUCUCUCCCUUUCUCUCAAUAUUUCUCUCAAUAUCUC
Sceloporus undulatus (fence lizard) is the source of this 2418-nucleotide messenger RNA. It is a transcript of the gene EHD3, whose product is annotated as EH domain containing 3. Bases 322 to 1929 code for a protein of 535 amino acids. Gene Ontology annotation, cellular component: plasma membrane; cytoplasm. Gene Ontology annotation, molecular function: protein binding; GTP binding; calcium ion binding. The record is from RefSeq and is a predicted model, not a curated record. The transcript has 6 exons. Lineage: Eukaryota; Metazoa; Chordata; Lepidosauria; Squamata; Phrynosomatidae. Gene Ontology annotation, biological process: endosomal transport; endocytosis.